Molecule: messenger RNA, 4428 nt
Organism: Echinops telfairi (small Madagascar hedgehog)
Lineage: Eukaryota; Metazoa; Chordata; Mammalia; Afrosoricida; Tenrecidae
Gene: AKNA
Product: AT-hook transcription factor
Exons: 22
Coding region: 168-4406 (1412 amino acids)
Biological process (GO): neuroblast division in subventricular zone; neuroblast delamination; epithelial to mesenchymal transition
Cellular component (GO): centrosome
Source: RefSeq, a predicted model, not a curated record
CGAGAUGGAGGCAGGGGGCUCCCCAGGUUGGGAACAAAGACCCUGAGUCAGGAUGGUGGUGGAGGCCCGGGAGAGGUCGCAGCAGGAUGGCAGGCCCUGAGAGGAGUCAACUCUGACUCUGGUCCCCUGAGGAUGAAGUGGCCCAGGUGAGGUGUGGGCCUGGCCCAAUGGCCAGCUCAGGGACUGAGGUCCACUGGGCAGAGCCAGGUCUGGGGAAGGGGCCCCGGCAGAGGCGGCGCUGGGCCUGGGCCGAGGAGGAGAAGAAUGCCACUGGGAGUGGUGCCCGAGGCUGGGGAGAUGAGCCCUUCCCUGAUGCCACCAGCCCUGAGCUCCUGGAGGACUUCCGUCUGGCCCAGCAGCACCCAGUGGCCCUGGCGUGGGACCCGCAGGCUGGAGGGUGUCAGGAUUCUGAAUCUGAAGAGUCUGCAGAAACAGGGAUCGAAGCCGAGGAUGUGGACAGCCCAGAAAGUUCCAACUUGCCGCUGUACUGGUUUCCCCAGCAGGACUCUCCGCAGAACAUGACUGAAGAGGAGCCGGAUGAUCCUCAGGAAGUUGAGGAAACUGGAGAGCGGCCACCCAGGCAGGGGGAUGAGGACGGUCUCCACUCAGAGGGCAAUGGGAGCCCCACAUCUCUGACUCUGGGGAAGGGCCAGGCCAGGGGCUGGGUGGCCUCUGACAAGGAGGCUUGUGGAGACAAGCCUGCCGAACACUCUGAGGUCAGCCCAUCCAUUGACCUUUACUCUACAAGAUCCUGGAGCAGUGGGACCGUGAGCCUCGGUCAUCCCAGCGACAGCCUGGAUUCUGCCUGGGAAGGAGAGACCCAUAUCCCUCAACCCAUUCCCCCGACAGAAACUUUCCCACAGCCCCUCAGCUGCCACCUCGAUCCAGUUGACAGAACCAGAGGGAGUGUUGCUCAGGCAACCCCCAUAGAAUUCCAUGACUUCUCACCACCCCCACCUCCGAGCCUCCAGUGCCCCGGAGAUGGAUGGAGAAAAAACCCCAGCCUCUCCCACCCUCGGCCCAGGGACCCACCCUGGAAGCAAUCCAAGAUACCCCCAAGGUCACUGCCUUCCCGAUUCGCUGGCUCCUUCAGCCCUCUAAAUCCUCGGCCUAAGCCAACCCCCAGGGACAGGCUGCCCAGGCAGGUGGCCGCUCUGGCUGGCCGCUCUUCUGAUGCCUCCAAGUAUGGCCGGGGACGGCUGAACUACCCACUGCCUGAUUUCUCCAAAGUGGGACCCCGGGUGAGGUUCCCCAAAGAUGAGAGCUACCAACCCCCCAAGGCCAAGAGCCAUAGCUGGCAGCCACAGGGCCCUGCCAGACCCCUGAUCUUCAAGUCACCGGCAGAGAUUGUGCGGGAGGUGCUGCUCAGCAGCGGGGAAGCCGGCUCAGCACGGGACGUGCCCCCUGCCCCCUCCAUCGCCAGGGUACCCCAAGAGUUCCAGACACCAGAGCAGGCCACCAAGCUGGUCCACCAGCUUCAGGAGGACUACCACAAGCUUCUCACCAAGUACGCCGAGGCAGAGAACACCAUCGACCAGCUGCGCCUCGGCGCCAAGGUGAACCUGUACUCUGACCCACCCCAGCCCAGGCACAGUGCCCACAUGGGGACGGUGUCCCAGGGGACCAAGGUCUUGUCCUUCACCAUUCCACAGCCCCGCACAGCAGAGUGGCAGCCGGGCCCCGCAGAGGCUCCUCAGGCCACUGAGGUCUCAGGGUGGCAGUCAGCACAAGGAGAAUUGAGCCCCUCCUCACCCAGCAACGCUGCCACCCCAGGGUGGCUUCCGGAGAACCAGAGCAUGGCCAAGCACCAACCCUCAGCAGAGCGAACCCAGGCCCUGGCAUCUCAGGCCAGCAGGUUCCUGGCCAAGGUGGAGUCCUUCGAAGGCUUGGUGCGUGCGGGACUGCUCACGCCGCAGGACCAGCUCAAGGGCUUCCAGUGGCUGAAGGCUGCCCACGCGGCCCUAGAGGAAGAGUACCUGGAGGCCUGCAGGGACCAGCACCCGACUUGGCAGCCGGCCUGCUCCGAGGGGGCACCUGAGAAGUUUGAUCCUGGCAGGGAGCUGGAGGCGGAGAUAUUCCAGCUGGGAAUUCGCCUGGAAGAGUUCAAGGAGCACAUGGAGCAGGGACCGCCGGAGCCUGAGCGAGCGGGGUCAGACUCCGCUCUGGACAGCCCUGCGAUCUUGCCUCCCCCUGGCCAUCCCUCUCCCACCAGACACGCGCCGAAGCCAACCAUCCACAUCCAGACCUCCUACCCUGAGCCUGACACCAUGGAGACUGCCUCCUGCUCUUUGCACGAGAGCAGGGAGGUGGAGGGCAGACCCUGGGAGCUCCCAGCCCCACUCAGGCAUAAGGAACUGCAGAUGGAGCAAGACCCCCAUGGCCUCCUGGAGCAGUGUCUUGGCGUGAAGUCCCUGUCCAAAGCCCUCAGGGUGGAGGAGGACAAGGAGGAGCAGCUGCGUGGCCUGGAGGUUGACGGGCCGACCCCAGCUCCAGGGAAAGGAGGGGCCACGAGGCGCACCCCCAGGCAGCUCUCGGGACAUAGCGAGAGAAGUCACAGCACCCCCAUCAGAGAGACCACGGAGCAGCGGGUGUUGGAGAAGCCUGCGGGCUCCCAGGUGUCCAUGGCCAGAGACGGGUGCUCGUCGGGCCUGGGCAAGGCUGAGACAGCCCCUCCACACCCCUCUGGAGGCACCAAGUCCACGGCGUCCCACCAGAGCAGUAUGACUAGCUUGGCGGGCAGUGGCAUCUCUGACCGCCUUCCACAGAAGUCCUUCCGGCAGAACUGUGGAGCCCACCUGGAGGAGCCCUGGAUGGCAUCCCCGGAGACAGACAGUGGCUUCGUGGGCUCAGAAACCAGCAGAGUGUCACCCGUCACCCAGACUCCAGAGCACCGGCUCUCCCAUAUCAGCACCCCAGGGACACCAGCCCGGCCCUUCCCUACAUCUGUGACCCAGGAUGGAACCUCCCCUUCUAGGACCAGGGGCCCUCUGGUGCCCAGAACAGCCUCUGAGCCCAGCACAGGCAGGAGCCGGGCCCAGAAGCACCUCUCUAGCCCAGGCAGCCCUGUCCAGCAGGAAGCACCCAGCUUUCGCCUGGGACGGACGUUGGCUCUAGAGAUGGCACCUUCACCGGAGCUCAAGGGACCCAAGCGGAUUUCUGAGCAUCUUCUUCCCAAGAGGGCACCCAGCCCACCCCCCACCCCGGCCUCUGCAGCUGCCCCUCUGACCCACCCGCCAACAGAGACCCCCAGCCUCCUCCUCAAUCGGAUGGGGCGAGACCAGGCCAUCCAGGAGCUGCAAGAGGAGGUGUCCAGACUCCGCCUGCAGCUAGAGGACAGCCUGCACGGGCCAGCCCGCCCAGCCUCCGCCUCCAACCGCCCCACCCGGGCCCGCGCCCGGCCAGCAGAUUCCUCGGUCACCUGGGGCUCCCACUUGGGCAGUAAAUCCACAGAGAGGUUGUCUGCGGAGCCUGGGGCUGCAGAGCAAGCGGCUCUCAGAGGACGCCGGCGAGCCAGGUCCUCUUCAGUGCCUCGGGAGGUGCCCCAGCUGUCCCUGACCUCCGAAUCUGAGCCCACCUCUCCCCGCCUCCCCUCUGGGGAAAGCAGGACCUCCCAGGAAAAUCCGAGAGCAGUUGGGGACAGAAUGAGAGCAGGGGCCACCUCCGGGCGGCCAGACCGGGCCACCUUCCGGGGCCACUACACAGGCCAGGAGUACCAUGUCCUGUCUCCCAGAACUGUCCUGAGAGGCGGCGGCACUGCUUCCUGUCCCCACUGUCAGCCUGAUAGGGCCCAGGACCCAGGUGGUGCUGCCAUCCAGGACCCACUGACACCAUCUCCAGCAGACACCCCCCACUGUCCCGUGUGCCCUCAAGUUCUGUGUCCUCCCGAGAGGGGUGGCCCCGACGCAGCCGCCUCCAGUUCCCCUACUCUCCGCCGGACCCUCAGCUCCCGGCCAGGGUUGGGGGUCACUGCUCAGGGGGCAGACAAGGCCACCACCAGGAGACAUGUGCCCUCCAGUUCCAGCCCCAAGCAGCGGAGCAAGCCGGUGGAGCAGCCCGCUGGACUGUGGUACCUGGCAGCUGCGCCCCCAGCACCAGCCCCUCCGGCCUUCGCCUACGUCUCCUCCGUGCCUGUUGUCCCAUACCCACCAGCCUCUGUGUACUACGUGUCCCCAGGACCUACCUCAGCCCGCUCCGCUGAGUGGCCCCCCACAGCCUCAUCCCAGCCACCCUCGGGGCACCGGCACUCCGUGCAGCUGGACCUGGCCAGCCUGGAGGAGCUCAACCAGGCGCUGAGCCGAGCCGUGCAGGCUGCCAAGAGCGUCCGACUCACCACCAAGCAAAUGAGCCGCUCCCUGUCGGCCGACCUGCGCCAGGCCCGCAGCCUGCGGGGCUCCUGCCUCUUCUGAGGGCACUCCAGGGGCAGCCACG